Molecule: messenger RNA, 204 nt
Organism: Arctia plantaginis
Lineage: Eukaryota; Metazoa; Arthropoda; Insecta; Lepidoptera; Erebidae
Source: the annotation of a GenBank genome assembly
AUGAAGCUGUUUGUGGCUCUUUUCACCAUCGCAGCAGUUCUGGUCUUGGUUUGUGGGAUGAGUAUUAGUCCUAAGUCCGCUGGAUUCGCCAGUCCACAAGACUCUGAUGGUAUGCCACCAGGCCCUCCACCAGACGGCAUGCCACCAGGCCCGCCACCGGACGGCGAGCCACCAGGCCCUCCACCAGAAGACUCCUCGAGAUAA